Messenger RNA from Cyclocybe aegerita, 1488 nucleotides. NCBI's taxonomy places the organism in Eukaryota, Fungi, Basidiomycota, Agaricomycetes, Agaricales, Hemipholiotaceae. The record is from the annotation of a GenBank genome assembly.
AUGGACGACUUCCGCACCGUGAUCAAAGUUGAAAACAACACCAGUGCGUCGUAUAAUUUGCACAGGAUCGUCGGCGAGACCCCAGAGGUUUAUCCUUUGGAUCCAAGCGCCGAAACACCCGCCCAACACAGCUUUCUUAAAUUCAGCUCCACGAUCUUUGCAAACAACGCAUUGAACCUCAAAUGGGAGAUACCUGGGCUCCAAGUCUUGCCUAUUCACGAACAGCCAUGUCUAAUUGAGCAAUACCGACGCGCGAACCCAGCGAUGGCUUUGACAGGUGAAGAUGAUCUUCCCACAAAUACGCUUUCUAGCCAACAAGAGGAGCAAAGAAUUUGCCAUGAAAUUCCUUCGGUAACGGAGCUGGAUAGAGACUUCAAAUUUCCAGUAGCGAGGUCCCGCAAGAACCACCGGAGCAACACCAUCUCGAAAAGGUGCUCGACUUCAAUGAUGGGGGCGGGAGAAUACUAUGUUCAAGAGCAAGAAGCGCAUGGCUUCAAUGCCAUACCGCAGCCUUUUGAUUUCAGUGGUUACGCAAUGCAAAACUGGGACGUCGGUCCUCAGGCUAUGAUUUCCCUCAAGGCUUUGGAGGGCUGGGAUAUGGAUCGUCUUGAUGAACACCCCUCAAGUGAACUGUUUGUCUGUGGUGCAUCUACUUCGGUGACUGCGAGCGCUGGGCCGUUGACGAGUCUACGCAUUGCUUCUGCGGAGUCGAAGCCUGUGGUUGCAACUUUCUCGAUGUCUUGCGAAAGCCGUAUCUCUAUGGAGCUCUGUGGAGAAACCAUCUUGUAUGAUCUCAAAGACUUGGAAUCCAACCCCCGCGUCAUCAUUGAGCUUUUGAAAGUGACAAAGAGCGAAAGGGGUAAUUAUAUGCUCGUGGGUGCUUUUUAUCGUCGAACCGGGAAUCCUCAAGCUGCAAAAACUGUCAUUAAUGCGAUGAUUGAAGAAUUUACCCUGCAAGGCGUGGGUGCUUCCGACUUCAAGCCCGCGUAUCUUUUGCUCUCCGGCUGCGAGACGGACCUCGCAAAAAUAGCGAAGACGGAAGGAAAAGAUACUCAAACAGUCUCUGGUCAUUGCAAAGCAGCGAAGUCGUGGCUGCAGAAAGUCUUCGGUAUCGCAGACCCUUCACGUACUGAAGCAGAGACGAAGGAAAAUCUCGACCACAGCAACCCAUUAUAUGCCAAGGAGUUGAAUGGAACAUCCGACAAAUCUGCUGACUACAAAGACAUACAGGAGCUCGAGCGAAAGAUCCAGUCCUUGCGAGAUCGCAACUUCAACCAGGGCAGGCAGAUCGCUCAGUUACAGUCUCAAAAGCGCAAGCUCGAGGAUGACUACCUACACGAACGCGAUCUGCGUCGAAAAUACCAGCGGAAACUUGACGAGGCAGAGAGAGAUCGAGACACCGCGCGCAAAAUGGAGAAGCACGCUUUGAAUCAGGUUACGCGAGAGGUGGCAGCAAGGCGACAAGCAGAGGAGAAGCUGGGGAAAUGA